Anolis carolinensis (green anole) is the source of this 1956-nucleotide messenger RNA. RefSeq names its product ATPase H+ transporting V0 subunit d1 (gene atp6v0d1). The record is from RefSeq and is a predicted model, not a curated record. Gene Ontology annotation, molecular function: proton-transporting ATPase activity, rotational mechanism. NCBI's taxonomy places the organism in Eukaryota, Metazoa, Chordata, Lepidosauria, Squamata, Anolidae. Gene Ontology annotation, cellular component: early endosome; plasma membrane proton-transporting V-type ATPase complex; proton-transporting V-type ATPase, V0 domain. The transcript has 9 exons. Gene Ontology annotation, biological process: vacuolar transport; proton transmembrane transport; vacuolar acidification. The coding region runs from base 190 to 1251 and encodes 353 amino acids.
GGCGGAGCCUCGCGGAGAUCCUCCGACAGAGGGCGCUGGAGGGAAGCCGAAGGCAGGGAGCCCGGGCGUCAGGUGACUGGCCUGUCACGUGCCUCCGCCCUCAGCUGCUUCCCGGAGACGCCGCCGCCGCCGCCGCCGCUUCGUUCUCUUCCCGUUCUUGGCUGCUCUCCCUCUCCUUCUUUCCGCGCCAUGCUGCUCUCGUGCAUGCCGGAGCUGUACUUCAACGUGGAUGGCGGGUACCUGGAGGGCCUGGUGCGGGGCUUCAAGGCCGGCGUCCUCUCACAGGCAGACUACCUCAACCUGGUCCAGUGCGAGAGCCUCGAAGACCUGAAGCUCCAUCUCCAGAGCACUGACUAUGGGAACUUCUUGGCCAACGAGGCUUCGCCGCUCACUGUCUCUGUCAUUGACGACAAGCUGAAGGAGAAGAUGGUGGUGGAGUUCCGCCACAUGAGGAACCACGCUUACGAGCCCCUGGCCAGCUUCCUGGACUUCAUCACGUACAGCUACAUGAUUGACAAUGUCAUCCUCCUGAUCACGGGGACCCUCCACCAGCGCUCCAUCGCAGAGCUGGUGCCCAAGUGCCACCCAUUGGGCAGCUUUGAGCAAAUGGAGGCCGUCAACAUUGCCCAGACGCCGGCCGAGCUCUACAACGCCAUCCUGGUUGACACCCCUCUCGCCGCCUUCUUCCAAGACUGCAUCUCUGAGCAAGACCUGGACGAGAUGAACAUCGAGAUCAUCCGGAACACACUGUAUAAGGCUUACCUGGAGUCCUUCUACAAGUUCUGCAAAGCCCUGGGUGGCACCACAGCGGAUGCCAUGUGCCCAAUCCUGGAGUUUGAGGCAGACCGGAGGGCCUUCAUCAUCACCAUCAACUCCUUUGGGACGGAGCUGUCCAAGGAGGACCGGGCCAAGCUCUUCCCUCACUGCGGGAAGCUCUACCCGGAGGGCCUGGCCCAGUUGGCCCGGGCAGACGACUACGAGCAGGUCAAGGCCGUGGCCGACUAUUACCCGGAAUACAAGCUGCUCUUUGAAGGAGCCGGGAGCAACCCUGGAGACAAGACCCUGGAGGACCGCUUCUUUGAGCACGAGGUGAAGCUGAACAAGCUGGCCUUCCUGAACCAGUUCCACUUCGGCGUCUUCUACGCCUUCGUGAAGCUGAAGGAGCAGGAGUGCCGCAACAUUGUCUGGAUCGCCGAGUGCAUCGCCCAGCGCCACCGGGCCAAGAUCGACAACUACAUCCCCAUCUUCUGAGCCUCAGUUCUCCAUGCCUCCCCCUCCCUCCCACCCACUGUUGCUCCCUUCAGACUCGUAACGUGUUCACUGUGCGUGUGCUCCAUGUAGGUCGGACUGAGUUGUUCAGUAUUCCUAAGUUAAGGCGAUUGACGACAGAGGCCCUAUAGUGUGGUGGAUGGCAAGGGUCCCAAUGAGGCCCAGCCGCCACCCUUGGAAUAAUGCUGCUUGAGGACUUGUGGGGAGGUGGCAUUGUCUUGUGGCAUGCAGUUAUCCUCCUGCAGACAGGACCAAGCUUAAACCGGUUUGACACUGGUUUGCCUCUUUUUUGAAUCCUGGCUCUGCAUUGGCAAUUGGGGAGGAGCUGCAUUGGAAGCUCCUUCUGUGCUGCAGAGCCGGGUUAGCAACAACAACAACAAUAAAGUUUUGUUGUUUGUUGUUGUCAGCCACCCUGGGAGUCCCGUCCUCCCUUCAUUCUCCAUCCUUGCUUCUUAUGGCCUCCCUCCCAGUGCUCGUGCAGAAGAGAGGCCUUCUUUCCGUGGCCCUCAAGCACCAUAGCUGCCCUCAAUGGGGUCCAAUGGGAAUGUGGGGCAGGAGGGAUGAAGGGGGUUUGUGGUAUGGAUUCUGCCUCUAUCUGGGGAGACAUUUCCAGCCCUCCCUCAAGUGUUUCCUUUGCUGUUCAUCUUCCUCUUGAGCCGUGAUAAUAAACAAUCCAAUCGACUAAGA